AAGGUCAAAAUACAAGAUAAAACUGGAAAUCAUGAGUUUGAUCAGUCAAAAUAUGAUUAAGAAAUUCAAAAUCAUGAGUUUGAAGGGUCACAAUAUGAGUUUUAUCCAUCAAAAUAUGAGAUAAAAUUCAAAAUGAUACAUUUUAAACUUCAAAAUAUGAGCUAAAAAGUCAAAAUCAUGAGUUUUUAAGGUCAAAAUAUAAGAUAAAAUUGGAAAUCGUGAGUUUUAAAUGUAAACAUUUGAGAAUAAAUUUAAAAUCACAAGUUUAAAAGAUGAAAAUAUGAUUUAAAAUGUAAAAUUUGUGAAUCUAGAAUGUCAAAAUAUGACUUACAAAGUACUUUAUAUAGGCUACCUCAUACUUGUGGGCCAGUUAUAAUAAAAAUAUUAAUGGUCUUGCAGGCCGGGUAUAACUAUACCAGGGGCCAGAUUUGGCCCCCGGGCCUUAAGUUUGACACCCCUGCCCUAGACCUGUUGUCCUGGAGCCCCCUUCUUAUCUAAUAAAAGCUUAGCCCCGCCCAUUUCCUACUUAAAAGCGAAAAUGAUAUGGUGACGUCAGUGGAGCCUUUGAAUUCUGGGGUUUCUAGCAUGUAUGUCAUUCACUUUAGUUGUCAAUAAAGUUUAUUUUUCCAGUCUAGCUGUUUCCCAGAGUUUCAGUCUCCUGCUAUAAAGGCUUUUGGCUGAAAGGGGAAGAUCCUCAUCCUGGUCUCUGAGGUUCCUAACAGGCUCAUGGAGUCCCUGACCUCCUCCUUAAUGAAGCUCUCUGUGGGAGAAAACUCCAACAUCCAUCUGAUCAAUGAGGGGGGGUCAGGAGCCUUUGGGGGGGCAGAGCUCCGGGUCGUGACGGGAGGUGAUGACGCCGGAAAGCACGACUCCUGCAGCGGGGGGAGGGAGGAGGUGGGACGGUCCCUGGACGCUGCAGGUCCCUGGGGUGCCGCUUCCUGGGACCCUCUGGUCUGUCUCCUCUAAUGAGACAGUGAUCGUUAACGCGGUCUCCAUGGAAACGACGCGUCCGUCACGACACCAUAGGCAGAGAGAAAGGCACGCGGGCAGGUAUAAAAGAGGAGACAGCGACGGUAAACGGCACACCGUCACCGAGGAUCAUGCUGCACGAGGCUGCUCAUCAACUCCACACCUUCCCCAGGGACCCAGAGCCAGACCUCAUCAUGAACCAAAGAUCUUCUACGUUUGAGACGAAGCUCUCUGAAGGUCCUCAUCCCCGCCUCAUCCGCCGGGUCUCCACCAACAGUCGUGAACGUUGUCGCCAGCAGAACGUAAACGGAGCGUUCGCCGAGCUGCGCCGCCUCAUCCCCACCCACCCCCCCGACAGGAAACUGAGCAAGAACGAGAUCCUGCGCCUCGCCCUCAGAUACAUCAACUUCCUGGAUGGGGUGCGGAUGGAGCAGGAGCGACUAGGGGCCCCCAGGGGCCGAGCGGGGAGCGUGGAGGAGGAGGACGAGCUGCAGGAGAUGCUGUCGCCAAGCUCCAGUGGUGAGACCUCUGAUGGAGACUCUGAUGGGCCGAUGGAUGCCGGGGCGUCUCCGGGAUUUCUGGACCCUUCAGAUUGCCCUGAAAUGUUGACAACAUUGCCAAUGUUUUUGUGCAAUUUUGAUGGUGUGCAGGAGGCAGGAGCAGGACUGUCAGGCUGGUCUAGAGAUCCAGAGGAUGAUCACAUGAUGCUGUUUAGCCCAUGAAUGUAAACCAAAGUAAAAUCGGUCCUUUAAAAACACACAUUGAUGUUUGGGACCUCAGAGGUUAUGUGAUAUUCACAUUCAUAGAGGUAGUCAUAAAUGAGCUCUGACUUUGUAUAGCUGUUGCUGUUAUUCCUUAUUUUACACACCUUACCUGUAAAUAUAGUAGAUUAUAGAGACUGUGUCUGUUCCAGACCCUUCAUUACUAUACAUGCAAAUAUAAAUAUAAAGCUGUAGAUUGCUAAAGAAUCUAAUCAGAAUUGAAACUACAAAUACUACCCUCUUUAAAUGUUUUUAAGCUGUUUAUAUUGAAAUUUCUUCAGUGUGAAGUCAGGCUUAGAGGAAGAAAAAACUGAUGUAUUUAGUCUUUUAUAAUGACAUAAAUGUGAAUUUUAAUUUGUUUUCAUUGUUGUAAAGGGGAAAACUGUAAUGAUGUCUCCGCCCUUCUACAAGAGAGAAGAAAAUGUGUUUUAAUUUCUACCAUAGAAGAAGUGUUGUUGUAUAUUCUGCAGUCUGAGCAGAAAAAUCAGUAGCCAGAUUCAGUUUCUUUACAUUUAAAGGAACUUUUGGUGCUUUUAAUAAUUGAAAUUUGUCCUGUUUGUAGAAAAUGUUUGUUUCUGUCUCUUCAUAUCAGUCUGUUAAUAAAAAGU
Messenger RNA from Cheilinus undulatus (humphead wrasse), 2338 nucleotides. Its product is annotated as T-cell acute lymphocytic leukemia protein 1 homolog. Gene Ontology annotation, biological process: regulation of transcription by RNA polymerase II. Lineage: Eukaryota; Metazoa; Chordata; Actinopteri; Labriformes; Labridae. The transcript has 3 exons. Bases 1101 to 1691 code for a protein of 196 amino acids. Gene Ontology annotation, molecular function: RNA polymerase II cis-regulatory region sequence-specific DNA binding; DNA-binding transcription factor activity, RNA polymerase II-specific; protein dimerization activity. The record is from RefSeq and is a predicted model, not a curated record.